Gongylonema pulchrum is the source of this 396-nucleotide messenger RNA. NCBI's taxonomy places the organism in Eukaryota, Metazoa, Nematoda, Chromadorea, Rhabditida, Gongylonematidae. The record is from the annotation of a GenBank genome assembly.
AAAGAUCAAAUUCGGCAAUUUGUUAUGUCGCUUGUGCGGUUAAGCGAGCAAAAACACGAAAAUGCAUUCAGUGGUGGAGCAGCUGGCGCUGGAUAUCGCGUAACGUUAAAGCUAGGUUCAAAUGGACCUGUUGGCGAGGCACUGAAAACUCUUUUCUUUGUGCCUUCUGCACAAAGCACUACGGACGCUAGAGCUAAACCUGCAAAGAGGACGCUUGAAGAGGUUCUUGUUGGUGACGAAGAUAUGCCAUAUCGGAGGAGGCAGUAUGUAGUGCGUUGUUUUGCUCGUCGACCUACACGUGGAUCAAGAGUAUUACCACAGCGCUUAUAUGGCUCAGUAUCGAAGGAGGAGUACAGGAUCUGCUUGGCGCUUUCAAAUGAUACUCGUUUCUUCUGA